Molecule: messenger RNA, 3612 nt
Organism: Oenanthe melanoleuca
Lineage: Eukaryota; Metazoa; Chordata; Aves; Passeriformes; Muscicapidae
Gene: FGD2
Product: FYVE, RhoGEF and PH domain containing 2
Exons: 16
Coding region: 159-2126 (655 amino acids)
Biological process (GO): cytoskeleton organization; filopodium assembly
Cellular component (GO): cytoplasm
Molecular function (GO): metal ion binding; guanyl-nucleotide exchange factor activity
Source: RefSeq, a predicted model, not a curated record
UACCGCAGAGAGGGCGGCGGGUGGGCUUUGCCUCGUGCAAAUCCUCGUUCCCAAACUGCAGCCAGAAACACUUCAGAGCAGAGAGGGGGUCAGAGGAAGGAGCCCCCAGCACUGCCCCUGCAGCUCCUGGACACUCAGGACUGCUCCCAGCCCAUGCCAUGGAGGGAAGGGCAGAUACUCAGCAGAGUGUGGUGAAGCUGGUGGCUGCAUUUGAAGAGCACUGCAGGGACAGCACAUCUGCCCGGAGGGAUAAGCAGGCAGGCAGGCAGCCCCAGCUUCCAACAUUCCCUGCCAGCCAGAGCCACUCCCUGGCCAGAGAAGAGAACAAGGAGGAGAGGAAUCAGCAAGGUCAGCGUGGGCUCAGCUUCAAAUGCCUCCGCUCACUGCGAUCCAAAAUCCGUGAGGACGACUGGAGGAGGCCACAGGGCCCAGGCCUGGAGCCUGGCAGCCAGGAACCAGAGGAAAAGAAAAUUGCACUUGAGCUGCUGGAGACAGAGCAGGCGUAUGUCAACCGCCUCCACCUCCUUGAUCAGGUAUUCUAUACAGAGCUGAUGAAAGAAGCCAAAACUGGGAAGACAGUCCCAGAGGAAGUGGUAAAGAUGAUCUUUUCCAACAUCUCCUCCAUCUACCAGUUCCACGCUGAGUUCUUCCUGCCAGAGCUGCAGAAGCGCAUGGAGGAUUGGAACCGCAACCCCCGCAUUGGGGAUGUGAUCCAGAAGCUUGCACCCUUCCUCAAGAUGUAUGGGGAAUAUGUGAAGAACUUCGACAAGGCUGUGGAGCUCAUCACUGCCUGGUCAGAGAAAUCACCCCCCUUCCAGGAGCUCAUUGCUGACAUCCAGAAGAGGAAGGUCUGUGCUAACCUGACGCUGCAGCACCACAUGCUGGAACCCGUGCAGAGGAUCCCGCGCUACGAGCUCCUCCUGAAGGAUUAUGUGCGGAAACUGCCACCCCAGUCCCCCGACAGGGGUGAUGCUGAGAAGGCCCUGGAGAUGAUUUUUAUGGUGGCCAAGCACUCAAAUGCAGCUAUUGCAGAGAUGGAACGGCUGCAGAACCUCUGGGUGGUCUAUCAGAGACUGGGCCUCGAGGAUGACAUCGUGGAUCCCUCCAAUGAGCUGAUCAAGGAGGGACCAAUCCAAAAAAUCUCCACCCGCAACAACAGCACAUCGGAGAAGUACCUGUUCCUGUUCAACAACAUGCUGCUGUACUGCGUGCCCAAGGUCAUCCAGGUGGGCGCCGAGUUCCAGGUCCACCUGCGCAUGGAUGUGGAGGGCAUGAAGGUGCGGGAGCUGAAGGACACUGAGUUCCCUCACACCUUCCUGGUUUCAGGAAAGCAGCGGACGCUGGAGCUCCAAGCCAGGUCUGCAGAGGAGAUGAAUAACUGGAUCAAGGCCUUCCAGGAUGCCAUUGACAGGAAGGAGAAGAGGAGUGAGACCUUUAAGGCAGCAGUGCAUGGACUGGAGACUGACACCCCUGCACUGAAGACAGAGGAGCUGGGCCGCCGGGCCCCGCAGUGGGUGCGGGACAAUCUGGUGACCAUGUGCAUGCGCUGCAAGGAGCCCUUCAACGCCAUCACCCGCCGCAGGCACCACUGCCGGGCCUGUGGAUACGUGGUGUGUGCUCGCUGCUCCGACUACAGGGCCGAGCUGCAGUACGAUGGGAACCGCCCCAACCGCGUCUGCCAGGAGUGUUUCAUCUUCCUGACCGGCCACACUGUGCUGGAGGACCGCGAGGGGAAGAACAAAGGCAUCCUGGAGAAAGGAGCUGCAGAGGUAUCGAGCAGGAGUUUGCUCUGCAGUUCCCUGCAGCUGCUGGACAAGAACGGCAAGUGGGGCACACGGGGCUGGUUCGUGAUCCCAGAGGAUGAUCCCCUUGUGCUCUACAUCUAUGCAGCCCCCCAGGAUGUCCGAGCCCACACCUCCAUCCCCCUGCUGGGCUACCAGGUGCGGGACGUGCCGCAGAGCGAGUCCCGGCACCUCUUCCAGCUGGCGCAGUCCCGGCAGGUGUUCACCUUCAUGGCCGACACGGAGGAGCUGAAGCGGCGCUGGAUGAAGGCCAUGGCUCGCUCUGCCGCGGGGAUCACUCACCCAGAGGAGGAGGAUGCAGACCCCUGUGAUGAAGCAGAAUGAGGCCAUUCCCACCCCUGCGCUGCCCGGGUGGGUCACACCUCCCCUGCCUGCUCUCACUGCUGGCUUUGGGCAGACCCCCGACAUCUCGGCAGUCUGGUUUAACACCGCGAUAGGGGCAAGAUGGGGACACGUUUGCCACCACACGGACAAGCUGGAUGCCUUUUCCCUCCCUCCUGGCUCUCCGCGCUGGACAGAGGCGCUGGGAGUGGAGGAGGGGGUGGAUUUUGGGGGAUUUGGGGGUUUUGGGGAGCCCGGCCCCGGUGUGUGCGGUGCCGCCGGCGGCCACGCGAGGGCAGCACGGGCCCGUCCUUCCUUAGGGCGCCCCGAGCCCGCAGCGUCUGUGGGACGGGAUGCUGAGAUAAACCCCACCCGCGACCCCUCUCUGCGCUCCCUGCAGCCUUUCUUGGGCCUGUGUUUUCAAGAGAGCCCCCUGGGAUUGUCCCCGUGGCUCCACAUUGCCGGAUAUGUCACAAAUAUGUCAGGCACCCAGCCUCGCAGCCCAGGGAGCCCAGUGCUGGAUUCAGGGUGUCCCUUGUCCAGCUUGUCACCACUCGUGGCCUCACACUGCAGUCCAUGGUGUGGGGGUGCCCCUUAACCACAGACACUCCUCACCUGCCUCACUGAGCCAGCCCACACCUGCCUAUCCCAGGCUUUCCCUGCACUCUCCUGCCCACAAGCACCUUCCACCCUCUGUUUCAUGUUUCCUGGAGGAAAACACUCUGGGACAAGGUCGUGUCCACACAGGUGCAGCUGUGAUGCUGGGGAGACACAGGGAAUCUCCCUCUCCAUCAUCAGCAUAAGGAGCACCCCUGUUCAUUUCAGUCAGUGCUUUAGGCUGCAGCCCCACAUUUUUCUCUCUGCAUUUUCUUUAGCUCCCCAAAAAUGUUGCCCAGGCUGAAGCUGCCAUUUCUGAGCCUGCCAGGGGCCUCAUGCACAGAACUGGAGGAGCCCAUGAUCCCUGGCAGCUCCAGCACAGCUCCAGCCUUGGGCAGGGCCCAGGGGUGUCACAGGCUGAACAGAUCCCUGCAGACUGGGAAGGGAGGUGGAGCAGGAUACUGCAAAUGGGGAAAGGACGGGGGGUAAAGAAGAACCAGAGCUGUCACCACUCUGGGGGACUUUGGGGACACAUGAAAAAGCUGUGAGCAAUGUCCUUCCUCAGUCUGCUUUACUCAGCUCUUGCUGGGAAAGGGCAAACUGUGGUGGCUUUAUCUCCAACUUAGGAGAUCCCAUCAAGGAAGGGGGAGAGGAGCUGGAUGCCAAAGCAGCUGCCCCUCAGAGUGCCACUGAGUCCAGAUACAAACAGCACAAACAGGGCUUUCCAGAGACACCCCAAAACAGGCAUCACCCCGUGGGAAGGGGAAACCCCAGCAGCCCUGGAAAAGCUGGGGAGCUCAGGGUGCUGCUGGGAGGAAAGAGUGAGCAAGGGGAAGCCCGGGGGCUGGAAGGCUCUGCGUGGUGGCCCUUCCACCUCGGCGUCACCUCUGUG